GCAUUUCGGCUGGGCCGAAAAUUACGAUUCCUGAUUACACUGGACAAAACUUCAUGCGGCUUCCUUACUUGGAGCAUUACAGUAUAUACUUGACAGGCUUCCUCGUGAAAAAUGAGGUGGACUCUAGGCAGCUCGGUGGUUUUUGUGGAAUUUCUGACUGAGGAGAUUUUAUCAUUUUUUCAGAAAAACGCAGCAUUUUUUUUUCAAAAAAGCACUUGCUAUUAAAUGGGAUAGAUGAUUUUGCGUGUAUUUCAUUUGAGGUUUACUAUUUGGAUAAAGAGAGAACCGACCUUACACAAUACUACUUUACCUCUGAUUUUCUAAUCAGAUCCGGCGAUAGAAUUUAAAUUAAAUUUCAGUUAUCUACUUGUUUCCUCUCCACCUCAAGACGCACGCAAUCAGUCUAUUCUUACUCUCAAAAACCGCCCCUUGUUUUCAUUAUUCGACCUGAAAACGUGUAUUGAAUUCAUGAGCAUUUUUUGCUCCGUUUUUGCACAGACUUAUCAUGUCUAGAUGGUAUAACGCUUAGUUAAGCUAAGCAAUCGUUUUAAGUUAAAAAAAACAGAGACUACGCGGUGUAUUAAUUUUUAAAACUAUCAUAAUUUAUUCAAAGCCGAUAUAAAAGUCGCAAGAAUUCACGAGCGCAUGAACAAUAAAAUUUACCAUUAUUUGACUGCUUUGUGCGCGGAUUAUAUAAUUGACAAAGCUAGGUAGCUGUUUUAUAUCAAUCGUGUUUUAGCUGGCUCCCGGGGUUGCACAUUUGGUUGGAUAGACUUUAAAAUCGCUUAUCUUCGCACGAAUACCAAACAGUGCUUUUUAGAAAGCAGCUAAAACCAAUUCAAAAACGUUGAAGACUUGAGUUUUUUAGAGAACCGUCUGUUUUAUAGUAUUUGAAAGAGAUAAAAGCUCUUUUCAAGUCGGUGAUUUUUUAAAAGACUAACGUUUAAAAAGAUAUCAAUCUAUAUAUAUAUAUAUAUAUUAGUUUAUUGUACAGAGCAAUAAUCAUCAACAUUUAUGUUACUAUCAUAAAAAAAUUGUAAUUAUCAGUCCUUUCAAAGAAAAACGUGGACGAUUGUUUUUUUUUUCUGAUCGAGGAAGUUUUGUUAUUGAAUUAUUCUUCAUUACUUGAUUAUAUGAGACCAGCUUGAUCAUGAUGUAAAUAUAAAUCAAAUUCGUCAAUUAUCUUUCAUUAUUUUGGCUUUACCCUUAACAAUGGGUCAGGUUCUCUCGGAGCCCAUCACCACUAAACACACGACACUGCAUGAGAACUCCAAUUUGAGGGUAGCCUCAUCCGCCAUGCAAGGAUGGAGAACAACGAUGGAGGAUGCUCACACGUGUAUGAUGUCAAUCAAAGAAGACCCCGGCAGCCAAUUCUUUGGGGUAUUCGACGGCCACGGAGGCACAAAAAUAGCCCAGUACUCAUGCAAACACUUACCCCACAGAGUAUGCUCCAGACUAGAAUACAAAACUGGGCAAGUAGAGAGUGCAGCAAAGAAAGCUUUUCUGGAUCUGGACAAGGAGAUGAUGACGAAUGCGGAGCUAGCCAACGACUUCUCAGGAUCCACUGCCUGUUGUGUCCUCAUCAGACAAAACAAACUAUACUGCAUGAAUGUUGGCGAUUCUCGAGCGAUCGCUUCCAUAAAAGGUCUGCCUUUGUCUCUAUCCUACGACCACAAGCCGAACAACAUCGGAGAACAGACUCGGAUUGUGAAGGCGGGUGGCUUUGUGGAACUUAACCGAGUGAAUGGAAACUUAGCUCUGUCCAGGGCUCUGGGAGACUUCUCUUUCAAAAGGAAUCUGAAGAAACAACAGGAUGAACAAAUUGUAUCAGCGUUGCCUGAUGUGACUGUGCAUGACAUCAACACUGACCUGGAGUUUGUGGUGGUGGCGUGUGAUGGCAUCUGGGAUGUGCUCUCAAACGUGGAGGUGGUCGAGUUCUGCAGACAGAGAAUCGCCAAUCAGAUGGAGCCCACCAAGGUUUGUGAGGAACUCAUCUCCAGAUGUCUGGCAACAGAGUGCAACCAGGGGGGUCUGGGCUGCGACAAUAUGACAGUCAUCCUCAUCUGCUUCACCCACGCGGGUGACUCAUACGCCCACCUAGCCAAAAGAUGUUCACGUCCCUCUAACCUCCUAGGCGGCGGGGGAGGAAACAGCAGCAGCAGCCAAAACCAGGCCAGAGGCGGCCACCCUGUCGCAAACGGUGCUAGCUUCAACACUUCCCCUCUUGGAAUUACCUCACUAGGGUCAAGUUCAAGAACUAACCCCCACUUGCAACCCGCUGGGGCUAGUUCCAAACUGUACUUGAAUGGGUCCCGUUCAAGUUGGAAAUAUUGAUUACAUGUUUUAUUGGUUUCAAUUGUUGAUAUUAGUUGAUGCGUUACA
Symsagittifera roscoffensis is the source of this 2382-nucleotide messenger RNA. Its product is annotated as probable protein phosphatase 2C T23F11.1. The record is from RefSeq and is a predicted model, not a curated record. Gene Ontology annotation, biological process: protein dephosphorylation. The coding region runs from base 1213 to 2334 and encodes 373 amino acids. Gene Ontology annotation, molecular function: protein serine/threonine phosphatase activity; cation binding. NCBI's taxonomy places the organism in Eukaryota, Metazoa, Xenacoelomorpha, Acoela, Convolutidae. The transcript has 6 exons.